Miniopterus natalensis is the source of this 2798-nucleotide messenger RNA. RefSeq names its product aconitase 2 (gene ACO2). Gene Ontology annotation, molecular function: 4 iron, 4 sulfur cluster binding; aconitate hydratase activity. NCBI's taxonomy places the organism in Eukaryota, Metazoa, Chordata, Mammalia, Chiroptera, Miniopteridae. Gene Ontology annotation, cellular component: cytosol; mitochondrion. Gene Ontology annotation, biological process: tricarboxylic acid cycle. The record is from RefSeq and is a predicted model, not a curated record.
CUGCCCGGAGGCUUUAAAAACACCGUGUGGCACGUCACUUUCACGCGACCUCAUCUUUGUCAGUGCACAAAAUGGCGCCUUACAGCCUCCUGGUGACCCGGCUGCAGAAGGCCCUGGGUGUGCGGCAGUACCAUGUGGCCUCAGUCCUGUGCCAGCGGGCCAAGGUGGCCAUGAGCCACUUUGAGCCCAACGAUUACAUCCGCUACGACCUGCUAGAGAAGAACAUCAACAUUGUUCGCAAACGACUGAACCGACCUCUGACCCUCUCUGAGAAGAUUGUGUAUGGACACCUGGAUGACCCAGUCAAUCAGGAGAUCGAGCGGGGCAAGACGUACCUGCGGCUGCGGCCCGACCGUGUGGCCAUGCAGGACGCCACAGCCCAGAUGGCCAUGCUGCAGUUCAUCAGCAGCGGGCUGCCCAAGGUGGCCGUGCCGUCCACUAUCCACUGCGACCAUCUGAUCGAGGCCCAGGUCGGGGGCGAGAAAGACCUGCGUCGGGCCAAGGACAUAAACCAAGAAGUGUAUAAUUUCCUGGCAUCUGCAGGUGCCAAGUAUGGCGUGGGCUUCUGGCGGCCUGGCUCUGGAAUCAUUCACCAGAUCAUUCUGGAAAACUAUGCAUACCCUGGCGUUCUUCUGAUUGGCACUGAUUCCCAUACCCCCAAUGGUGGUGGCUUGGGGGCCAUCUGCAUUGGAGUCGGGGGUGCUGAUGCAGUGGACGUCAUGGCUGGGAUUCCCUGGGAGCUGAAGUGUCCCAAGGUGAUUGGUGUGAAGCUGACGGGCUCACUCUCCGGUUGGACCUCACCCAAAGAUGUGAUCUUAAAAGUGGCGGGUAUCCUCACAGUGAAAGGUGGCACGGGCGCUAUUGUGGAGUACCACGGGCCUGGCGUAGACUCCAUCUCCUGCACUGGCAUGGCGACAAUCUGCAACAUGGGCGCAGAAAUUGGGGCCACGACUUCAGUGUUUCCUUACAACCAUAGGAUGAAGAAAUACCUGAGCAAGACAGGCCGGGCAGACAUUGCCAGCCUAGCUGAGGAGUUCAAGGAUCACCUGGUACCCGACCCCGGCUGUCAUUAUGACCAAGUGAUUGAAAUUAACCUCAAUGAGCUGAAGCCCCACAUCAAUGGGCCCUUCACCCCUGACCUGGCUCACCCUGUAGCAGAAGUGGGCACUGUGGCAGAGAAGGAAGGAUGGCCUCUGGACAUCAGAGUGGGUCUGAUCGGCAGCUGCACCAACUCCAGCUAUGAGGACAUGGGGCGUUCAGCAGCUGUGGCCAAGCAGGCGCUGGCCCACGGACUCAAGUGCAAGUCUCAUUUCACCAUCACACCGGGCUCUGAGCAGAUCCGAGCCACCAUUGAGCGGGAUGGCUAUGCACAGAUCCUGAGGGAUGUGGGCGGCGUGGUCCUGGCCAACGCCUGUGGUCCCUGCAUUGGCCAGUGGGACAGAAAGGACAUCAAGAAGGGCGAGAAGAACACAAUUGUCACCUCCUACAACAGGAACUUCACUGGCCGCAAUGAUGCGAACCCUGAGACCCAUGCCUUUGUCACGUCCCCGGAGAUUGUUACAGCCCUGGCCAUUGCUGGCACCCUCAAGUUCAACCCAGAGACUGACUUCCUGACAGGCAAGGAUGGCAAGAAGUUCAAGCUUGAGGCUCCAGAUGCGGAUGAGCUUCCCCGCACGGAUUUCGACCCUGGGCAGGACACCUACCAGCACCCUCCCAAGGACAGCAGUGGGCAGCGGGUGGACGUGAGCCCCACCAGCCAGCGCCUACAGCUUCUUGAGCCAUUUGACAAAUGGGAUGGCAAAGACCUGGAGGACCUUCAAAUCCUUAUCAAGGUCAAAGGGAAGUGUACCACUGACCACAUCUCAGCUGCUGGCCCCUGGCUCAAGUUCCGUGGGCACCUGGACAACAUCUCCAACAACCUGCUCAUUGGUGCCAUCAACAUUGAAAAUGGCAAGGCCAACUCUGUGCGCAAUGCCGUCACCCAGGAGUUUGGUCCUGUCCCUGACACUGCCCGCUACUACAAGAAACACGGCAUCCGGUGGGUGGUGAUUGGAGAUGAAAACUAUGGCGAGGGCUCAAGCCGGGAGCAUGCGGCACUGGAGCCCCGCCACCUUGGGGGUCGGGCCAUCAUCACCAAGAGCUUCGCCAGGAUCCACGAAACCAACCUGAAGAAGCAGGGCCUGCUGCCCCUCACCUUCGCCGACCCAGCCGACUACAACAAGAUUCACCCCGUGGACAAGCUGACCAUCCAGGGCCUGAAGGACUUUGCCCCUGGCAAGCCCCUGACAUGCAUCAUCAAGCACCCCAAUGGGACCCAGGAGACCAUCCUCCUGAACCACACCUUCAACGAGACCCAGAUUGAGUGGUUCCGUGCCGGCAGUGCCCUCAACAGGAUGAAGGAGCUGCAGCAGUAAGGUCCCGCUCUGCCACCGCCAUCCUGCUCCUCAGACUCAGCUCCCGUGUCACAGUGCAGUGCUGCAUGUCAUCAGAACCAGAUCUGAGUUGACCCAGCCGGGCUUCCUGCACUGAGACGGGGUGGCCAGGCCUCCUGCCCCCUCCCUCAGCCCACGGAGUGACCAUGGUUGGAGUGACCCAUGGGUUGGAGGGCUGUUAACCUGCCUUCCCAUUUGUAGUUUGGUUCAGAUCCUGAGCACCUCCAUGCAACUGUAUUUAUUUUUGAUGACAAGACUCCUAUCUAAAGUUUUUCUCCUGUCUGAUCAUUUCACUGGUGGCUGAAAGGAUUUUAAAGCACCUUUUGGUCUUGCAAGGAAAAUAAGAAUCCACAUUCAGUGACUGUU